GAAAGGCAAUUACACAAUCUUGAAAUCCAAUUUCUCAUCUUCUCUCUUUAUUUCUUUCUUUAGUUUAAUUAAGCUAAUUAAGAGUCAUGGCAAUUGCUUUUGGAAGAUUUGAUGAUUCUUUCAGUUGGGCCUCUAUUAAGGCUUACAUUGCUGAGUUUAUCUCUACUUUGCUCUUUGUUUUUGCUGGAGUUGGAUCUUGCAUUGCUUUCAGCAAGUUGACAGAAGAUGCAGCCCUAAGCCCAGCAGGGUUAGUAGCAGUAGCAGUGUGCCAUGCAUUUGCCCUAUUUGUUGCAGUUGCAGUUGGUGCUAACAUCUCUGGUGGACAUGUCAACCCCGCCGUCACCUUCGGAUUGGCCCUCGGUGGUCAGAUCACCAUCCUUACCGGUAUCUUCUACUGGAUUGCCCAGUGUGCUGGUUCCGUUGCUGCUUGUUUCCUCCUUAAGGCCUCCACUGGUGGCUUGACAACUCCAAUCCACAGUGUAGCAGCAGGAGUAGGAUCAAUUGAAGCAGUAGUAAUGGAAAUUAUUAUAACAUUUGCAUUGGUAUACACUGUCUAUGCAACAGCAGUUGACCCUAAGAAGGGUUCCAUUGGUACCAUUGCACCUAUUGCUAUUGGAUUCAUUGUUGGUGCCAAUAUCCUCGCCGCCGGUCCAUUCUCUGGUGGAUCAAUGAACCCGGCUCGCUCUUUCGGUCCCGCUGUCGCCAGUGUUGACUUCCAGGACCACUGGGUCUACUGGGUUGGACCCCUUGUUGGUGGUGGUUUGGCUGGUCUUAUCUAUGGUAAUGUGUUCAUGGGUGAGGAACAUGCCCCUCUUACCAAUGAAUACUAAGUUUGAGUUUUUCUUUUAAAUAAUUUAUUUGUGUGUUUUUUUUGGAAUUAAUCCAAUUUGUUAUUGGGAUAUUAAGGGUGGAAAUUGCAAGAAUUUGUUUGCUGUAAUUGCCUUGUUUAUUCCCAUUUUUUAAAAUCUUGAUUUGGUAGUUUGUUUGGUUUGUUCUUGUAAAUCCGAUGUUCUAAUCAAUUCAAGUUUUGCAUUUUGCGGAAUAUAAAUCUUCUUUUAUUUUUUA
Molecule: messenger RNA, 1065 nt
Organism: Chenopodium quinoa (quinoa)
Lineage: Eukaryota; Viridiplantae; Streptophyta; Magnoliopsida; Caryophyllales; Amaranthaceae
Product: aquaporin TIP2-1-like
Exons: 3
Coding region: 87-830 (247 amino acids)
Biological process (GO): water transport; transmembrane transport
Cellular component (GO): membrane
Molecular function (GO): water channel activity
Source: RefSeq, a predicted model, not a curated record